AUGUCUUCGAAGAAUUUAACACAACUGAUUGAGAAAACGAUAUUUAAAAACUCCCUCUGUGGUAUUUGGACCCAAAGAGAAUUGUUUGAAUGUGAUAGCGAAGAAAAUGUUUUUGAAGAAAUCUUCGAUAACCAUUUAAUUGAAACGUCAAAACACAUGGAUUGGAACUCAGGAAAUAUUCCAGUGUAUCAAAACAGUAUAAUUGAGGACAACGACAAAACAGAUUAUUUUGACAGUGAGGACGAAUACUGGGAGAAUCAUACCUCGACAAUGGAGGACAACUUUUAUUUAGAUGCAUAUGAAGAAGAAUAUCUUUCUCCUUCUAUGGACACAAGAAAUAAUGGAAGAUUCAGUAAAGGUGUAGAACAAUACGUGAACAUGCCAGUCUUUCAAAAGUCUUUGAGAAAGUUUGCAGUUGAUAACAGUUUUGAGGUAAAAGAUGUUGUUUCCGAUGGGAACUGUAUGUUUCGAGCUAUAGCUGAUCAGUUGCUAAUAAAUGGAUGCCUUGGGCAUACAGCAGAAUCUCUCAGACAUACAGCAAUAGAAUAUCUGAGACAGUAUCCUUUCCAAGAAGACAAAGGUCAUCCUUCUUCAUUUUUAUCAGAAGAAAAAUGGGAAGAAUAUCUUAAAAGAAUGUCGAAGUCUGGUGAAUGGAGCGACCACAUUAUUUUACAGGCUGUAGCUGACUCGCUAUUCCUUGAAGUCAUCGUCUUCAACGUGUACCAUGACGACAUAUACCGGACCGAAGUCAAAGGAAAAAUGAACAAGCAUGAUCAAAAUCGUUUGACAAUAUUUCUUGGUCACCUUGGAGAGUUCCAUUAUUUGAGUUUGCGUCCAAAACUAUGGCAAAGGCACUGGCCAUAUAAAGCAUUGAUACUAAGGAUCCUAGCUUGUUCAAAAGGCUUAGAUACCAAGACAAAGAAACAUCUUAUAAUAGAAAAGGUUACAAGUAAGUGCGAUGAAAGAUUCAUACCCGAAACAACACUAAACGGUGUUGCUGGUUUUGCAGUUCAUAGCAUACGUGAAAAUGAAACUGGGGAGGAAACUUUGGAUGAAAAAAGCAAUGAGAGCAGCGGCAAAAGCACAAUGAACUUUCGAUCAUACCAUCCAGUCGACCUACAGUUAGAAGAAACUGAAGAGUCGAUCCAAGGUCUAAUAGAGGAUGAAAUGCAUAUCGAUCCUCUCACAGGGGUUCCAUUAACGCAUUUAUCGUUCAUAAUGAAAAUUCUCUUACCUAAAACACUAAAAGAGACUUACAACACAGCAGAUGGUCGUCUCUUCUGUUUAAGGGACGAUCAGAGGAUAUUUUAUCACUUUAGAGGCCCUUGGUGUAAUCCAUGCUAUUUUACAUUAAGAGACAUAACCAGAUCGCAGAAAAUGCAAUCGUUCUACAAUAAACGUUAUAGAAAAAUGCCAAAAGUUGUUAUUAUAAGAAGAGACAAAACUAUCGGGCAUGCAGAUCAAGCGUUCGAACAAUUUUCAUCACAUGUGUAUGUGGAGUCAUCAGACACCCACCCUGGCUACUGCAGACUUAAACUUCCAAAAUGUCAAGCAACAUGCAAAGAGGAUUAUAUUUUUCAAACUGGUUCAAGUAUUUAUCUUCAAGCAUACGACAUUCCAGAAAGUCUUAAAUCUCUACCUAAUUUUCGUCGAUCAGAAAUACAGUAUGUAGGUAUUUGUUGCCCAUUUCCGACAUGUGAAUGGAAAGAGCGGAAAAGAAACUAUGAUUUUCCGUCUCCUGAUCUCGUUUAUCGUAUUUUACAGAGAGGUUGCACGUUAAUUCCGAAACCUCACCCAAAAAGUAAAAAUCCUACGAUAGAAUGGAAAUACAAUUUUUCCAUGGCAAAGUUCAUAAUCAUGGAAAACCUUACGGAGACACAGCAGUAUGGGUAUUUUAUACUGAAGGUGUUACUCGAAAAUAUUACCUUUCACCUCAAUCAAUCACUGAAAGUUAAGCAUUUAAGAGCCGUCUUUUUACGUUCAUGCGAGGAAAUGCCUUCUAGCGCUUGGGACACUUGCUUUAGUGGCUGUGUAUUGUAUGUCAUCAGUAAACUGAUAUCCAACUUGAAAACAAGGUUUCUACCCCAUUAUUUCAUUCCUACUAAUAACCUGAUUGACUGUUUUUCAGACAACGACAUAAACGCUUUGUGUAUCUGCAUAGAAUCGCUUCGUUUAUUUCCAGCAAACAUAAUACAAUUUGUUGCUGAAAAACAUGGACAUAUGUAUGGAGCAAAUUUGGUAAGAAUCGUUCUUUCAGAUAUUCCAACUUUUGUGCAAACUAUGAAAUUAAGAGCCACCGUUGAAAAUACGUUUAUUCCAAUAUCCAUACGCACCGCAAAGGUUCUCUCAAGGAUGGGACAUUAUGAAACAGUAUCCCAACUCCUAAAAGACACAUAUGAACUUCUGCUUCUUUUACCAGAUUCUGAGGCCAAUCCUCCAAACUUUUUAGAUUUUAUUGAAGGAAUAAUCGACCAAAUUGAUCAACGAUCAUCUCGAAUCAUACUAGCAAAAGCGUCUGACCGAGAACUUGGAGGUAAUUUGGCGGCUAAACAAAAACCAGAGGGUGUUUUACUACUAGAAAACCUCAUACCCUGGAGAAUAGAUGAUUUAAUCAGUUGGUUACAAAUCCCGUGCGACAAAGCUGUAGAUUUUACAUCAAUAGCAAACUUCCUAUAUGAAUACAGUAUUGCAGAGUAUGACAAAAGAAACGUCACGUUAAGUCUAUCUGCUGUCGAAUCAGCCAUACGCUGUUUAAAGCAUGCAGUCGAACAAGACUUUUUAGAUGUGAGUACCAUCGAAGAUGAAGCAUUGAAAGCAGAAAUUAUUUUACAGACUCGUGUACUAAAGGAAAGACUAAAUCACUACUACAUGCAAAUGUUCUUUGCUUCACGAUUAGAAUUACGCAGAUAUCCCUUGAUGGAUUAUAUGAGUGACAUAGAAAAACAAUGUGAAGAAUUCCCAAACAUUUCCGGCAUGGCCAGCAAAAUGUUUUUUUAUCUUAAAAUGCCAGAAAAGAAGAAGGAAUAUGAUAUGAAAUACAGGGCUACCUUUCAGAAUUAG
This is a messenger RNA of Saccostrea echinata, 3060 nucleotides long. RefSeq lists its product as uncharacterized. The coding region runs from base 1 to 3060 and encodes 1019 amino acids. The transcript is spliced from 5 exons. The record is from RefSeq and is a predicted model, not a curated record. Gene Ontology annotation, biological process: protein deubiquitination. NCBI's taxonomy places the organism in Eukaryota, Metazoa, Mollusca, Bivalvia, Ostreida, Ostreidae. Gene Ontology annotation, molecular function: cysteine-type deubiquitinase activity.